AUGGGUAAUAUGAGGGGUAUUGAAGAAAUUUCGGUGGUAAUACCGUCCCGAACGGGAACGACACAUAUGGGGUUGGUUGGAGGAGCACUGGCAAAUGGUACUGCUUUUAGAGCUUGUGCUGCGAAUGAGAUAUCGGUAAGCAACACGUGCUAUCCGAUUGCUGGUGUCGGUGGUCCCUGUGUGAACUCGGCACAAUGCCAGCUUUCGAACGCCUAUUGCAGAAAUGGACUCUGCGCUUCCAAUAUUCAGUACGAUAAUCGUGAGUCUUUACAAGUAUACACAUGUUCAGCUAUCUGUAAACGACCCAAUCAACAAGUGGAAAGGGAGUCUGGAGUCGUGAAGAAUUGCAUGUAUCAUCCCUGUUCAGUGGGAUUUGGUUGCGAAUACAGUAAUGCAAUGGGACAAUAUAUUUGCUGUGGCAACUACGAUGCCAACAAUGAUUACAGCUAUGGUAAGGUACGAAUGUACCCGGGAACUACAUCACCGCUACAGUGUUUCAAGGAGGAUCAAUGUCUGUGGGUUGAUACACCGAAUUGCGUGUAUUCGUACAGAUAUGGACAGAAAGUUUGCUGUUCAACAUUCAAUUGUUGA
Molecule: messenger RNA, 591 nt
Organism: Haemonchus placei
Lineage: Eukaryota; Metazoa; Nematoda; Chromadorea; Rhabditida; Trichostrongylidae
Source: the annotation of a GenBank genome assembly